CGCGGAAAGUGGUCCCUGGAGACGGCCGUCUACUUGAUGGCCUUCAAGGUACUGUGUCCAAACAAGGUGACCCUCCUUCGUGGCAACCACGAAGUCCGCCUGCUGCAGCUGAACUACUCCUACAAGGCCGAACUACUGCGAAAGUACGGCGAAAAGCACGGCACCCGCUUCUGGGAGCUCACAAACCGCCUCUUUGACAAGAUGCCCGUCUGCGCCCUGCUCGAUGACGCCAUCUACUGCGCCCACGGCGGCAUUCCCAAAUCAGCCGUCACCGUCGACCAGAUCAAUCGUCUUCCUCGAGAAAUCCGAGACCCUCAAGCCGAAGCGGCCAUCGCCUGGGAGAUCCUCUGGUCAGACCCGGCCAAUCGCGAUGACUUCAAUGACACCUGCGCCGCUCGAAGUGUCGAUCCGGAGACGACCAAUGGCUUCGUCUUCAAUCUGAAGCGAGGAACGGCUUUUCGCUUUAACCAGCAGGCGGCCAGCUCUUUCCUCAGCGCCAACUCGCUGACGCACAUUGUCCGCGCUCAUGAG
Rhagoletis zephyria (snowberry fruit fly) is the source of this 531-nucleotide messenger RNA. The record is from RefSeq and is a predicted model, not a curated record. NCBI's taxonomy places the organism in Eukaryota, Metazoa, Arthropoda, Insecta, Diptera, Tephritidae.